This is a messenger RNA of Lithohypha guttulata, 339 nucleotides long. RefSeq lists its product as uncharacterized. The record is from RefSeq and is a predicted model, not a curated record. Bases 1 to 339 code for a protein of 112 amino acids. The transcript has 2 exons. NCBI's taxonomy places the organism in Eukaryota, Fungi, Ascomycota, Eurotiomycetes, Chaetothyriales, Trichomeriaceae.
AUGGCCGAAGAAGAAGAAGUUGUCAUAGCACCCACGGGCACAUAUAAGAUUAACGGCUCGGCGCGUGCGGAUGAGCAGGUAGUCAAGGCUUGGGGUGGGUUCAAGCACAUCUUCACAUGGAGUGAUGGACCAAACGCACACUAUCCACCACAUUCGCAUUCAGGACUUACUACCCAUUUGAUUCGUCGUGGUGAGCUUACUAUCGCCUAUCCUGACGAAGACCCAAAACGCGAGAACAAACAAACAUAUGGGGUUGGAGCCCGGCUCGAUGUUCCAGCAGGGAAGCUACACGAGGUGUGGAUGGGUAGUGAUGGUUGUCAGUACGUGAUUGGGGAGUAA